This is a messenger RNA of Thrips palmi, 3377 nucleotides long. Its product is annotated as oocyte zinc finger protein XlCOF6-like. Bases 332 to 2599 code for a protein of 755 amino acids. Gene Ontology annotation, cellular component: nucleus. The record is from RefSeq and is a predicted model, not a curated record. Lineage: Eukaryota; Metazoa; Arthropoda; Insecta; Thysanoptera; Thripidae. The transcript is spliced from 5 exons.
CCGGUCAGAUCUCCGCCCCUAAUUUUCUAAAGUUAAGAGAAGACGUUAAUAAACUACAGUUCGUAGUUUUCAAAUAAAUGCAGUUGAGAAGUAUGUUUCAAUUGCUUACCGACUCUUGGGUUCGUGUUAGGAAAUGACUGAGUUGAGUUCGUUUUGAUUAGUGGCCAAUGAAACUCCUGGCCCGCUGUUUUAGUUCACAAUGACCUUAAAACAGAGGCUGGGGCCCUGCAAUGGCUAGUUAGCUGUUGGUAAAGUCUUGACCCAUCGAAAACUAUAAGGCCAACGGCCUAGUACUUUUCUUGGAUAUUGGUUGGCGUGACAUGGUCUACCCAUGACGCGACGGAGGCAUUCGGUUUCGCCGAAGGCACCGCGCGGCCGCAGCAUGGCCCACGUGUCGCACGUCUUGCAGUUCGCUGGCAAGAUGGCGCAAGAAGACCUUCAAGUUCAUCUCACCGCAGAAGAACAUGCUGCUUAUAAUUCAACCUCUCCCCAAGUCAUCGCUGGAACUGCUCAAGUCCUAAGUUCAGCCGGCCUUCAGUCUUCAGAGCAGACCCUCCACACGUUGCAAGCCGACACUCCUGUAAUCCAGGUUACUGAGGCGCUGUCCAAUGUAAUUCAGUCCGGCAUAUCUACCAUCAGCCCUACACGCAAAUUACAUCUUAAGCCAGAGGCAGGAAUAACAUGGCUGGAACAAGAGAUCAAAGAAUUUGAAGUACCAAAGCUCAAAACAGAAUCAGGCACCUUACUUUUAUGUCCAUGGUGUUCUGUACCAUAUGCAGCUCCUAUGUACCUUGAACGUCACAAGAAGCAGUGCCGCAAGAGGCUCGAGACUGUGACUCUGGAAGAAGCACAGUCUCAGGUUGAUGCUCUCGCUCACGCUGAGGUGCAAGUUCAAGCCCAAUUGGAUUCACAGGUGGAAUCCACUCAAGUGGUUCAGCUGCAGGCUGCUCAAGUACAUCCUGCACCACUUCAUGCUGGCCAGGUUCAAACUGUGCAAGUUCAGGCUGCCGAUAUCCAUGCUGCACAGGUCCAGGCUGUGCAAUUACAAGGAGGACAAGUUCAAGUGGCACAUGUGAAUGGGCAGCCCGUGUUGUUGAGUGUUGAUAAGAUGGGACAUGUGUGUGGUGUCAGCCGAAGUACCUGUCAACGAUGUUCUCCUAGUAAAGUGUUACGCAGUUCCAUUACACCCAGCAUCACUGUGGAGGAGGUUCCCUUAGACAUAGCUUGCUCUGGACUUUUCACUCAGGAACGAGAUAUAACAGAAAGUGUGGUGUUUCUUGAUAGGCCUUAUUGUUUUACUGUUAAUAAUAAGGGAUUUUUAACUGCAGACACCAAGCCACCUCUGGCUCAGACUGGGCGGCAAUUUGUAUGUCCUGAAUGUGGUGAGCGAUUUGCAAGAAACAGCCUCCUUAAGGAGCAUGCGAAAUCCCAUGCUGGAGAAAAACCAUAUGGCUGUAUUGAGUGUGGGAUGAGAUUUUCCUGCAGCUCCCAUCUGAAAGAGCAUUGCAGAUUGCAUGCUGGUGAGAAGCCAUUUGGCUGCACUGACUGCGGAGUGUGGUUCAACCGGAGCGAGCAUUUAGAGGAGCAUUUUAGGAGUCAUCAGCAAGACGACGAGUACGCAGCAAGAAGAGACUUGUAUAUUCGUGCCGAACUCAAGAACUCUCUCUCUCCACCGCAGCAAGUUCCUUCCAAGCCCAAGAAAGAUAAGCCGUUUGCCUGUACUGAGUGUGGGGAAAGGUUUGCUCAAAACAGUGAUCUUAAACGCCAUGCUGGAGCCCAUUCUGGCGAUAAACAUUUUUCUUGCACUGAAUGUGGACAACGCUUCACUAGAAGUAGCCAUUUGAAAGAACAUGCUCGAGUGCAUACAGGAGAAAAGCCAUAUGGUUGUACUAGUUGUGGAGAAAGAUUUACUCGCAGCAAAAGCUUAAGAAGGCACAGUUUAGUUCAUACUGGUGAAAAGCCAUUUCCCUGUAGUUUUUGCAAGGAAAGAUUUACUCAAAAUAGUGAUUUAAAACGUCAUUUGUUGAUCCACACUGGAGAAAAACCUUUCGUUUGUUCUGAAUGUGGCGAAAGGUACACCCGUAGCAGCGGACUAAAGGAGCAUUUCCGAGUCCACACUGGCGAGAAACCUUUUAUAUGCAGUGAUUGUGGUCAGCGUUUUACUCACAACAGUGACUUGAAGCGCCAUGCCCGCAUCCAUUCAGGAGUGAAACCAUUCUCUUGCAAUCAAUGUGGAGAAAGAUUCACCCAAAAUAGUGAUCUGAAGCGUCAUAGGAGGAUGCAUACCGGAGAAAAGCCCUAUGGUUGUUCAGAAUGUGGAGAACGGUUCACUCGAAGCAGUGGUUUGAAGGAGCACUUUAGAACACACACAGGGGAAAAGCCCUACAUCUGUAAUGAUUGUGGACAACGGUUUAUAAAAACUAGAGACUUAAAGAGGCAUAGUCGUAUUCACACAGGAGAGAAGCCCUUCAGUUGUACCCAGUGUCCUCAGACUUUCACACAGAACAGUGAUCUUAAAAGGCAUGCAAAAGUCCACCAACAAAGCAGAGUUGUUGCUUAUAAUGAGGCUGUUCCUGAAGCUCGAUACUUCAUCACUUAGAUUGUUUUUAAAUUGAUACUAAUAAUAAUCACAAGAAAUAAUCAAAUAAGGGUUGCUAAUUUUGAUGUGGUGCCAUUGUGUCACUUUUGUCAAUCAAAACUUUUGAUAGUUCCUUUUGUAUAUUCUGAUUUUGUGUCAGUGAUACCAUAAAAAUACUGUUUGGAUAAAUUUUUUUGUGUGUGUUGGUUAAAAAUGUGAUGUUACCAUUCAGGUGUACAACAAGUGGAGUUCCACAAGACUUUUUAAAUCUUGUGAACAUUAUUUCCUCUUGCAUGCAAUCUUUUGAGAGGAAUAGAAAAUUAAAGCCUGAUUGUUCAGAGGUAUUGAUAAUCCUUCACUCUAUUGAUUGUCAUCUGAGCCAAAUCUGAACUGACCCAACAGUUCUUUCCAUCUUGCUCAACAUGAAUAUUUCAAUUGUUCUACUUUGUGGACAGUGAAUUAGAUCAUAAUUUAAAAGACUGUGGGGAAACUCAGGGUAGUUUAUAAUUGUUAUUCGUUUAUAAAAGUAUGUGGACAACGUGGUGAAUGGAAAGACAGGUCCCUUUCCAGAAGGUUUUUGUAUUUAUUCUCUUGAAUAGUAAUUUAUUGUUAAAAAUGUUAGUUGUGGACUGAUCGAUCUAUUUCAUUGUUGUCAAGUAACAUUUGUUUCCUGUUAUUUAGAGUCUUCUUACCGCCUGCUUUAAUUAAUUUCAAUGUGACAAAGCAGCUAUUGGACAAUAUAUGUUUCAUUCUGACAAUUGUUAAACUCCCUUAUUAAAUAGUAUAGGAUCAAACUAAA